Molecule: messenger RNA, 1681 nt
Organism: Dreissena polymorpha
Lineage: Eukaryota; Metazoa; Mollusca; Bivalvia; Myida; Dreissenidae
Product: aggrecan core protein-like
Exons: 6
Coding region: 38-1183 (381 amino acids)
Source: RefSeq, a predicted model, not a curated record
UUCACUUCAAAGUUUAGACGGUUACACGUGAACAACUAUGUUCAAAAUAUUUCAAACUACUUGUAUUUGGUUUUUGUUCCAAUGCAUUGAGUAUGCACAGGCAGAAUAUAAAUGUGUCUGUAGUUUCGAUGGGGCAAGACCGGUAUUCACAAAGGCAGACAACACCUCUGGAGUAAUCGGCUUCUUAAAAACGAAUGGCUGUCGUCAGUUUGUAUAUCCAGUGGAUGAAACAUGGAACGCCAUUGUGUUUAUGCAUCAGCUGGGUUACAUUAUGUCCAACACAAGCAUGAUAGAAACCUGCUUUUCUGAGCCAGUUGACUCAUGUACGAUCGACAUUACACACACGAAAAUAGGGUUAUGUUGCAUGAUUACAACAGAACACACGACAUCCAUGACAAUAUUCACAACUCCAUCUACGUCUAAAGGCAUUUUUUCUUCUCCAUCGACGGAAACAUCAGGAACCGAUCCUUUAACAAUAUCUGACACAUCAACAACAACUUCGACUAUUCUUACACAAAGUCCAACGACUAAAACUACGAGUAGAGAUACCAAUCAAUUUUCGUAUACAACGACCACAUCAACGACUGGGGCUUCGACAAUGUCUACGACUGUAUUCACUUCUUUGUCAGCAGCAUCACCAGAAGGAAAUAUUGAGCUGUGCCCGAGCAACGUCAAGGAUGACGUAAACUUAUUCCACGGCUAUCUGGGCCAAUAUGGAAAUUUGUGUUUGGAGCUAGUACCGGUCAAGACACAGUGGCAUAACGCUCAAAGACACUGUUCGGUCGCCGGCCAUGGGGAUCUUGUUGAUAUAAGAGACAAAUGGAAACAAGACUAUGUUUUGCGAUUUUUGGCCAAUCACACAGAUGUGAAGUCCAUCUGGCUCGGAUUGACAGACAGCGAGAAAGAAGGGGCUAUAUCCGAAGGACAGUUUACUUGGGUAACAGGUGGAUCAGUAAGCUACUCUAACUUAGGUCCGGAUUACAUGAGUCAUACAGACGAAAACCACAAUCUAAACGACUGCGUGAUAAUGAAGCAGGGUGGAGAAUGGACAGAUGUGCCCUGCGGAGUGGCUUUGGUUCUGGGAACAGGGUUUGGGGAGAGCCAUUGCUUCAUUUGCCAAUACAGCAUGACGUCGAAACCAUUCGACGUAGUGCACGAACUUGGGUCAGCAUUGGUCGGUUGAAUACUAGUAGUUUAAUGGGAAAUGACGACACGUGGUUUACCAAAUAAUGCAACUUAAUUGUAGUCGUUGCUUUAGCUUUCAAGAAAACUUGCUUCACAUGGAUCGCUUGGCAUAUUCAAAUUUGAAUAUUAAUAAAGUAUUGUCGUAUAUUGAAAAACAAUAUAUUUUAGUGUCAGAUUGAAAAAAUAUGCAUAAGAAUUAUCUUUCCAAAUAUAAUUUUAUAUAGUUCAUCGAGUAUCAUCAUUCGUAAUUUGUAAAAUAAUAAAGCGUCUGUUAAAGCGUUUGUAUCUCUGUUGAUCAAUAUUAAAUCUGGAAUACAUGUAUUGAAAAAAAAAUAGAUUAAAAUAGGCUCUUAUAUUCAAAAGACUGAAUGACCCAGUGGUAGCGCGAUAGAUUUAACAAACGUUAAAACUUUGAUGCAUACAUUCCGGUCCUAUUGUUUUCACAGGUGGAAGUAACGUACCCUGGAUAGUAUAUGUUACUGACAUAUAACCAUAA